This is a messenger RNA of Magnolia sinica, 1021 nucleotides long. RefSeq lists its product as uncharacterized. Gene Ontology annotation, molecular function: NADH dehydrogenase activity; 4 iron, 4 sulfur cluster binding. The record is from RefSeq and is a predicted model, not a curated record. Lineage: Eukaryota; Viridiplantae; Streptophyta; Magnoliopsida; Magnoliales; Magnoliaceae. The transcript has 8 exons. Bases 102 to 782 code for a protein of 226 amino acids. Gene Ontology annotation, cellular component: membrane. Gene Ontology annotation, biological process: mitochondrial respiratory chain complex I assembly; mitochondrial electron transport, NADH to ubiquinone.
UGGGCCCUACCGUAUCAUUUAUACACAAGCUGGUGAGCAUCUGCUUCUCUUGUCCUUGAAAGCCAAUUGCAGAGAGGGAGAGAGAGAGAGAGAGAGAUCAGAUGGCUGCUUCGAUGUUAGCUCGGAAAUCUUUAACGGCCUUACGAGGUCGACAUUUGGGUUCGGUUGGUGUUGGGCAACAUCUUCAGGUUCCACAUAGUUACAGAAGGGGAUUCAGUUCGCACCCAUUCUCUAGAAUGGGAAAAGAUGAUUUUGAACGAGAGCAGCUUGCAAAAGAGAUCUCAAAGGAUUGGAAUUCUAUUUUUGAACGAAGUAUAAAUACAUUAUUUCUGACUGAGAUGGUUCGGGGUUUGAUGCUGACACUAAAGUACUUCUUUGAGAGGAAAGUUACAAUUAACUAUCCAUUUGAGAAGGGCCCUUUGAGCCCACGCUUUCGCGGAGAACAUGCUCUCCGCCGCUAUCCAACUGGAGAGGAGCGUUGUAUUGCAUGCAAACUGUGUGAGGCUAUUUGUCCGGCACAAGCAAUCACAAUUGAAGCCGAGGAACGAGAAGAUGGUAGCCGUCGCACUACAAGGUAUGACAUUGACAUGACUAAAUGCAUUUACUGUGGAUUCUGCCAAGAGGCGUGCCCUGUUGAUGCCAUUGUCGAAGGGCCAAACUUUGAAUUUGCAACAGAAACUCAUGAGGAGCUGUUGUACGACAAGGAGAAACUGCUUGAAAAUGGAGACCGAUGGGAAACUGAGAUAGCGGAGAACCUCAGAUCCGAGAGCCUCUAUCGUUGAGCUCUGUGGCACCCAAUGGCUGAUUUCCCUCGAUCUUGAAGACAUGAAAUAAAGAAGUGGCUUUUGCACUCGAGAAUUCUGAAAUUGUUUUCUUUUUUUGAGUACAUCUCUGUUCUGACAUUUAGAAAUUCUUUCUUUGAUUCCGCAUCUGGUUAUCUCCAACAUUACGCUGACAGUAAAUAGGGUAUGAUGAUUGAUGAAAUGGAAAUGCAUGGAAAGAUACGGCUGUUUCUGUGUAA